AAAGAAUAUACAUACAUAUAUAUAUAUGUAUAUAUAUGUAUAUAUAGAUGAAACUGACUAAUAAUACGACACGCAGAAAGUUAACAUAUUUAAGUUGGUUUUUCGAUGAUUACAACCGGUCUUUCAAGUUCGAUGAGAAGUAUGUCAAAGUCGAUGUGAUGUGUUACUGUGCGACCUUUCAGGAUGACGGCCUCCCAAGUAUCAUGUAGAUUUGGAUAAGUUCCAUACACAAAUGAGGUGAGAGAAAAAUAGUAAGAAAGAAGAAGUUUAUCAAAAUAUUGAAGAAAAAGGGAUUUUCAAGGGGUUCAAGAAAAUAAAUGAUUAAAAGAAAAGCAUAAACACAACAAAAGAUGUGGUACAAUAGUCACUGGCCUAGAAACAGGCUUCUCUUUGAUAAGAUAAGAACUAUAGAAAGAAUAGAAGAAAAAUGUAAUAACGUAUUAUCAACAUAGGAAGAUAUUAAAGAAUAAAGAAAAAAGUAAGGCACAAUUCAGAAGUGCAAGCAAUUGUAUAGAUGUUUGAUAUAAGUAUAAUAGAGUGGUAAGAAGUAUAAUUAUAAAAAGGAGGAGAAGAAAGAGAUAAAAAAUCUGGGAAAGGUGGGUAGAAAGGAAUGGGUGCUGGGUUGGGCAGGAGCAGCACCAGUGGAGGUGGUCUGCUCGAGGCUCUUCCCACAGGAACGCCGCUUCAUGUAGCUAUGUUAGGUCUUGACAGUGCAGGAAAAACAACUGCCCUUUAUAGAUUAAAAUUUGAUCAAUAUUUGAAUACUGUACCGACCAUUGGUUUCAACUGCGAAAGAAUCCGUGGUGGCAUUGGCAAAGCAAAAGGAGUAAAUUUUUUAGUUUGGGACGUAGGUGGACAAGAAAAAUUACGACCUUUAUGGAAAUCAUAUACUAGAUGCACAGACGGUAUUAUUUUUGUUGUUGAUUCUUGUGAUGCAGAAAGACUUGAAGAAGCAAAAAUGGAACUUACAAAAACAGCAAGGAGUCCUGAUAAUGCGGGUGUGCCCAUUUUAAUUCUUGCAAAUAAGCAAGAUUUAUUAGGUGCUAAAGAAGUGAGUGAAUUGGAAAAGCAACUUGGUGUCUUGGAAUUGGCUGGAAUGCCUGGCAGUUCCAGUAUAAGAGUGCAGCCUGCUUGUGCUAUUACAGGGGAAGGUUUACAUGAAGGCCUGGAUACUCUUUAUCAAUUGAUAUUAAAGCGACGCAAAUUGGCCAAGCUAAACAGAAAAAGGGCUAGGUAGGCCAGGGCUUCGGAAGACUGCACUUGCGUCUUCUGAUAUUGCCCACGGAUGAUCUCUUCCCUGGUAACGGAAAUGCCCACCGUGGGUCUCUCCGUAUCAUCUUUUUCAUUCUUGUCAACUUUCUCAUCGACAUUGUUGACAGCUAAGAAGUGCUCAAUUAAAUAAGUAGAUGGCUAAAACAGCAAUAGCCCCGUAAGUCUGAAAGUAGAAUAGUAUUGAUUAUUACAAUUGUUUCAAUUGUUAUUACAACUACUGAUAGUUUGUUAACUUAGGUCACAUCAAGUCUUGCGAUCAACUUUGUGUUGAAGAGCUCAGACUAAUCAAACUUGACUAAGCAAAACAUCCGCACUUAUAAGAUUAAAUCAUACAAGAUUGAUAGCUUGAUCUAAGAAAAAUUCUUUACUCUAUAUAUGACUUGAAUUCAAUUCUGAUAAGAGGAAUAUACCAUCCACAUAGUUGAUGGAAUUUCAGAUUGUGGAUUAUCACUUCCUAAUCUAAGAUUUAAUAGAAGAUAUAUAUUGGUGGUAUUAUCUUCUAUUCAUUCACGAUAAAGUGUGAAUGAUGGUUUUAUAUCUUAGAACCUUACAUACUAUUGUGCCACUUAGUCUGGAAGUGAUCGAAGUUGAAAAUGAUAAAUUAUGAACUAUUAAUUUUAUUAAAGAGGAAGAGUAGCAUUACUAGAUCAGACUUUUAAUAAUUUUGGACUUGCCAUUGUGGUAAGAGGCAUCACUGUUAACGGGACAAUAACUGAGCUUGAAAUGUGUAUUCAUGUGAACAUCCCAAUUGGAGUUUUGCAUUCACAAUAGACAUAUGGAGCAUUAGUACAUAUACUAUGAUUCCGAAAGUCAGUUGUGACUGUGGCAUGCAUUCUAUUGUGGAAAGGGAUAGUGUUUCAUCUAUUUCCACUUGAACAUCUUACCUUACUUAACGAGUGAUUGUCUAUGAGAUUCUUGGAUCUUAACUCUGAUUGGAAAAGUAUGAUUGUUCAAUGCGCAGUAUUGAGCUCUUGAUCAUACAAUGACUUAGUAUGCAUCGUAAUGCAAAUAAAUAGUAUGCUAGCACUGAAAGAGGCAGUUACAAUUAGAGGCUGUCUCAUUCUCAGGGCCUUUAUGAUAAUUCAGAUCCCUCAUAUGAUAAUAAAAGGAUUAAAUCAAGAAGCCAGGAGUUCUCAAAUUACAUGAGUUUGAAGUGCAACCAAUAAGCACCGAUUGCACUAAGCAUUACUAUAAUACCAAUAAUAUUACUGAUUGUUAACAAUGAAAAUGGGAGAUUAAGCAAAUUCAUAAGUUCAUGCAAAUACAGCGCAGCUUAUUAUCUCUAGCCAACAGAUAUUUCUGCUGGUUAGGUUUAAGUAUACCACUUUUUUGGCCUUCAUAGACUGCAGCAUAGUCUGUAUAAUUGUCAUUUCAUUACCUAAGACAAAAACUGGAAGUCAUUUGAUAUUGAAUACAGGAGCUCUCGAUGUAGCUUUAACUCCUGAAUUAACAUGAGUUAAUCUAGUGAAAUAUUUGUCUACCGUGAAAUUGUAUACAAAUAUUCCCAAUUUGUAAUAUACACUUUGGUGGAAAGCUUGUUUUUCCAUGUACUGGCAUUUGAAUCUGUAUAUUUGUGCUCAUUUUGUGCAUGUUUCGUGUUGAGUACAUACAUGAAAUCUCUUGCCAAUUUGUUUAAAUUUAUAAACAAUAUCAAUACUCGCUAAAGUGCUAUGUUUCAAUAGUGUGAAAUGUAGGAUUACAAAUUUUUCACGAAGUGUGUGAUCAAAAGAGUGAAAGACUGAUCAUUUAAUUUGAGACAGUAUAUCAACAAAACAACAAAGAAUGGAUUAUUAGGAAAAUGACAAGGAAUCGAUGUAAAAGGUUAGUUUAGAAAUUGUUUUAGAUUCAUUUUAAUAGUCAAUAAUGACUAAGGUCGAUUCGUCGAGAUCAGUCAAUGCUAUGAAUGAAAAAAUUUGGUGGGUAGUACGUUUAAUGUCUGGUAGAGUACAAGCUAGAAAAUUGAAUAUAUUCUACGUACGUCUGUCUAAUCAGUGAGAAUUUUACCCCAUAUCAAUAAUGUGGUCUGAACUGCAAUUUUCAAGUUAUAAAUAAGUUUAAAUACAAAAAUCAGCGUAUAAAAGAAACGUAGAACAAAGCCUUUGUAAGAAAAAAAGCUAUGUAUAAACUGCAUAUUAUUGAUUUGAUGUUAUUAUCAGCAGACUCAUUUAACCCCUUGAUCAUUAAAAAAAAAUAAAACAAUCUGCUAAUGACAUUGCUCUUUAGAAAUAGAGUACUCAGCCAUUGGCCUAAGAGAUGGAUGGAUGUGCUUCCUAAUGACGAAAAUCAUUAUUUAUUAUAGUAGUAAAAGCUUUAGCAUAAUCACAUAAUUGCCCUCAAGGUGACUUACAUAUAUGUAGAAAUUUUGAAGAUGAUCGUAUUUCUGCGAUUUUUUGCACCUUUAUACCUUGAAGAAAACAAUUUCAUUAUUCCCUUUAUAUGGGUGUUUUGAACUUAUUAUAAAUGGAAUUGCAAAUAGCAAAGAGAUCAAUUUUUUCCAACACAUGUAUAACACAUUAAACUUGUAUUAAAACACAGUUAUAUUAUAAUUAUAUGUAUCAUCGUUUUGCAAUUUUAGUCUACGUAUGUGAAAUUAAAGGACGUAUCGUCCUUUAUAAAAUUUAUUACUAACUUCCUAUACAUUUGAGAAUAUUCAUCGGUGCUAUUCAAAAUAACACAAUUGUCUCAAGUUGAAGAUCGCAUCUAGAAAUUAUUUGGUAGAUGCAUUGAGAUGUCUCAUACACAAAUAGAUUUAGUCUUAUAUUCAAAAACAUGUUUUUUAGUAUUCAACUUAUCGUUUCUCAUUUCGUUUUUAAAUAUAAAAGAUAUGUUUACAUGUGUACUGAAAAAAACUUUGAUAAACAGAAAUGCUGUGAUAAUGUUAAAGUAUGUUGUGGGUGCAUAUCAUAUUGUUUAAAUAAAGCGAUUAUCAUCUUGAUGAUUGCAGCACUCAUAAAUUUUUUUUAUUGCAGCUAGAAGCCUAGUUUAAAAUUUUUAUCACAUUUAAGGAAGGUUAUUUAUCAAGACACAAUGAUAAAAAAGUCACAACGAUUCAUUUGAAGUGCUAUCGUGCUAAUAUUAUAAUAUGCUUUUUAUAUAUGUAUACGUAUGUGUGUAUAUGUAUAUGUAUAUGUGUGUGUAUAUAUAUAUAUAUAUAUAUAUAUAUAUAGUGUAUAACUUAUGUGUAAAAUACAGUGAGACAGAAAAGUACUCUAUGCAGAUUGCAAUGAUAAGACAAAAUUGAUCAUCAUACUUUGUUAUAUAUUAUGCUUAAAAAUAAUUUAUUUGAAUUUAGAAUGACAAAUUUUGUUCUAACACUGCACUGCCUACUUGCGCUUUUAAUAAUAGCACUUAAGCAUUUUUGUAUAGUAUCAAUGAAACAUGUUUUUUUGUGUUUUUUAAAGAAUUACUUAUUAUCCUUCUGAAAACACUAUUUAAACUUCAUAUAUAGUCUUAGACAUUGUCAUUGAAGCUGAUUCUUGAUCAUUUUCCAAUUUCCAAUUCAUUAAAAUAGUUGGAGAUUAUGGAGUGAUAUGUGUCGUGUAAAAUGACUAUUAAAAAAUGUAAACAUCCACAUAACACUCUUUUUAUCUUCCAGCAUGGAUAAUAUUUCAUUCAAAUUCAAUUUAACAUUUUUAUUUACAAUAAUAUUAAUCAUAUAUUAUAUGAUCAAGUUAGUUAUUUAAUUGUCAAUGGAAUUAAUGAUUAACCAUUGAUGAUUGUUACCAUGUAAAAAUAAAUGAAAGCGAUAAGUAAGAUGAGAAUAUACUUCUACAGAGUAGUUUAUUAAUGUAUGUUUAUGAUAGUAGAUUUAUCAAUUAUUCUGGAAAUAUACUUGAAAUCAUUGACAAACUAUUUUGUAAAAUUAUAUUCUCAUUUCGCCUUUUGUUUUAAUUAAUUAUUAGUUGUCGUUAGUUUUUGAUUGGAAUGAAAUAUUGCCCAAAAAAUAGUGCUAUCUUCCAUACUUUUUCUCUCUCACGUACUGUGUAGUAUGAACGUCGAUUUUUUGAUUGUGUAACUUACAAUGAUGGGUAUGUCGAUUGUUGCACAUCUUUAUACAGUUGAUACGAUAUUUAGAUACUUGUUUAACUUUCAUAAAUGUUUUUCCUAUAGAUGCAUAAUGCACAUUGUUAGGAGAAUUGUCAGUACCUAUUGUGAAAAUGAAUAAUUUAUCAUUGUUUUUAUUUUGAAUAUGUUAAGGUACAUGAAACCUUUAAUAAAUUUGCUAAUUCUGUUAGAUCGUAAUCCGUACUUCUAAUUAAUUUUCCUUUUUAUUUAAAAAUUUAAAUGGAAUAUUAGAAAAAUCACACUCCAAUUAUGUGCCAAUGACAAAGAAAAGCGUUGCAUAUUAAACUUAGAUUUAAAUACAUUGUAUCGCGUAUCUAAGAAUAUUAUUUGUAUUCCUUUCAAAGUGCACUUAAUUGAAUAAGAAUUUGUAUUCGUUUAAAAAGUGCAAUUUAUUUUGCGUUUCGAUGUAAAACACUGUUUUUAAUUUGACUAUUGUCGAAAGCGUAAAUCGUAGGUCACUAAUUUUGUAAAUACAUAAUUUAAUUUCAAUGCGCUUAUGUAUCAAAGGAUAUGAUAUUUUACUGAGUUUAUUAUUUAAUUAUGUUGUCAAAGAUUUUCUAUUUUUAUUGUAAUCCUUGGAGUGUUAAAUUAAUCAUCAAGAAUUCGAAUGAAAAUUAUAUUUAUGAGUGCAAUAUCUUUGAUAAGUGUGACGUGUUAUCUUUUCUUUUGUAUCGUGUUUUCUUUCUAAUUAUUAAAGAUUUAUUUCGUGUUUUCCUA
Molecule: messenger RNA, 6054 nt
Organism: Vespula pensylvanica (western yellowjacket)
Lineage: Eukaryota; Metazoa; Arthropoda; Insecta; Hymenoptera; Vespidae
Gene: Arl4
Product: ADP-ribosylation factor-like protein 4C
Exons: 5
Coding region: 611-1237 (208 amino acids)
Biological process (GO): intracellular protein transport; vesicle-mediated transport
Cellular component (GO): cytoplasm
Molecular function (GO): GTP binding; GTPase activity
Source: RefSeq, a predicted model, not a curated record